UUCUUUUUUCCGGGUAGAGUAAGACAUUAGACAGGAAAAAACGGAAAGCGCGCAAAACAGAAGAACGCGACUAGAAAGGGCCAGACGCCGUACGGUUGCCGGGACGGCGGCAGCGGGUGAGCUUCUUGCAGUCCUCCUUCCUGAUGUUUCUUCUUUAGUGAUUGAAGCACAAUAACAUCAAUUAGUUAAUUGAAAAUGGAUAGACGUAGAAGCCAGAGAAUUCAAUCCAUGAAGAAGCACGGUUCCUCUGAUUCAGACUCUAACUCACAUGAUCACGAUGAUAAGAGUUGUAAAGUGAUUUCAAAGUUGUUGCUUCUUGAAGACUUGUUGUUUCAUGUCCUUACUUUGGUUCCUCUUACCUGCUUGUUUAACUCUGCAAGAUAUGUUUGCAAACCUUGGGCUGCUACUAUUGCAAGCUCCCCUUUUGCUGAAGCAUACGAACGCCGUCCACGUUCUAAGCCUGGUCUAUAUGUUCAAAAUUGCACCACAACAAGUAGUUCUUAUUUCUUGGAAUUUAAAGAUGAUGUGAAUGACCAAUUUGAAAGGACUGAUUUAGGAACACCUCAAAAACUAGGAUAUGUAAUCGGUAGUUGUGAUGGCAUAUUGCUGCUUAUGAGUAUGGCUAGGCAAAUUUCGGUCGUGAACCCUAUCCUCAAGUGCUGGCUUAGAUUUCCUCGUUUUCUUUCUCAGGAUCAUAUAGUAGUUAGGUGGCAAUAUACUAUAGCACGUGUUCCUCGCACUUCCAAAUUCAAGCUUUUCCUUAUAGAUGUCCUUGAGGUUUCGGGUGCUUGUUGGUAUGUUUUCUAUGUGCUGAGAAUCGGAAUAGAUAAUGCAUGGAAAGAGAUAGCUAAAAAAGAAGCCCCCAUUCGUUGGCAUUUCUUAUGGUUCCCGCUUUAUAGUGGAGGCAAUGAUCUUUACUGGAUAACAUAUGACAAAGUGAUUGUGAUGGAUGUUGACAAGGAAACUAUUGUACGAGAAUAUCCACUUCCCUCUAGAAAUAUGCGUUUUGGUCCGCUUGCGAUACUUUUAUGGAUGGGAAAUCGCCUUUCUUGCAUUGCGACUAAAGAUACUUAUAGUACAUAUCAAAUCUACAUUCUGGAUUUUGAUUCAGGAAAAUGGUCUCUUCAUCAUGAGAUGGGACCUUUUGAUUAUGUGUCUGCUUGUGGUCAUAGGCUUAAUACUACGGAUGUGAAGUUUCGUUUGUGGAUCAACGAUCAAAUUAUCUUUCGAGUACGUCUACCUCAAAGCCCAAUAGGAAAUUUAUUGCCAGGCCUUCAAUACAUACAUUUUGGUUACAAUGUGAAGACCAGGCAAUUGACAAAGAUUGAGGACAUUGACGUUGGCAACUUUGAAGUAUGUCUUCACACUAACAGUCUAGUUUCAUUGCCAGGAUACAUUACUCUAUAUGUGAAAGUAAUGAACACUUGGGAAUAAAAUCAGGCAAUAUGUGAAAGUAAUGAACACUUGGGAAUAAAAUCAGGCAAUAUAUUUUGUUUGAUAUAUAUAUAUAUAUAUAUAUAUAUAUAUAUAUAUAUAUAUAUAUUUGAGUGAUGUUCUCCAACUCUGCGAAGUGGUCGACGGCAAUAUGUCAUGCUGCUUCAUGAAAAUGACUCAAACUAUUAGAAUGAGGGAGGUCAUCACAGACCAUAUAGAUCAUGGUUUUAAUUGUGGUUGUUACGCUGUGAAUCUUUAUAUUUUGAUAAAAUGCGUGAAAAUGCAUCUGCAAUGCUGAUGUGCAGACCUAUAAGUUAUUCCUCUGCAAUUGAGGCGAUGCUUGGAAAUGGGAUUAUGUAUUUUGAUCCUCAAUUUUCUCUACCAUUUUUCUUCGUAUUCUAUCUCUUUUCUAUGUGAUAUGUUAUGGGUUGAGAAAAAGUGGAUUUUUCACUCAUGACCUGAAAUUCUUAUGAACCAUAUUCAUGGAUUAUUUAGAAAAGAUAAUGGCUUUGUAUUUGAUAUA
Molecule: messenger RNA, 1957 nt
Organism: Medicago truncatula (barrel medic)
Lineage: Eukaryota; Viridiplantae; Streptophyta; Magnoliopsida; Fabales; Fabaceae
Exons: 3
Coding region: 196-1434 (412 amino acids)
Source: RefSeq, a predicted model, not a curated record